AUGGCUCGACUAACAAUCUUGGCUGGACUGUCCGUUUUGAUGUGUCUCCAGAUGGUGUCUUCUACCAAACUGGUGUGCUACUUCACAAAUUGGUCCCAGUAUAGACCAGGAGUUGGCAAAUAUCUGCCUGCCAAUGUAGAUCCCAACCUCUGCACACACCUGAUCUACGCCUUUUCAAUAAUCAGCUCUUCUAACGAACUGGCGCCCUAUGAGUGGAAUGAUGAUGUUCUCUACAAAUCCUUCAAUGAACUGAAGAACAGAAACCCCCGACUGAAGACCCUGCUGGCUGUUGGUGGGUGGAACUUUGGAACCACACAAUUUACCAUCAUGGUUACAUCACCCGCAAACCGUGAGAGAUUCAUCCAGUCUUCAAUCAGAUUCUUGAGACUGCAUGGCUUUGACGGUCUGGACCUGGACUGGGAGUAUCCUGGAAGUCGAGGAAGCCCACCAGAGGACAAGAAGAGGUUCACAGUGCUCUGCCAGGAAAUUCUUGCCGCCUUCGAAAAAGAAGGUGCUGAGACCAGAAAACCCCGACUGCUGCUUACAGCUGCAGUGGCUGCAGGGAAGGGAAACAUCGACAAUGGAUAUGAUAUUGCUGACGUCUCAAAGUUCCUAGACUUUAUAAACGUCAUGACCUAUGACUUCCACGGAGCAUGGGACCCGUUCACUGGUCACAACAGCCCUCUGUACCGCAGCUCUUACGAUCAGGGCGAAAACAUCUACUACAAUGUGGACUUUGCUAUAAAAUAUUGGAGGGACCAAGGUGCUCCUCUUGAAAAGCUCCUAAUCGGAUUCACUACGUACGGACGCACAUUUCGCACAUCAUCAGCAGCUAACGGCGUUGGAGCAUCCGCUAGCGGACCAGCCUCUGCUGGGCCCUACACCCGUGAAGCUGGAUUUUGGUCCAACUACGAGAUUUGCACUUUCCUCCAAGGAGCCAGUCUCCACUGGAUUGAUGAGCAAAUGGUGCCAUAUGCCAUGAAAGGAAAUGAGUGGGUUGGGUUUGAAAACAUGAAAAGCUAUGAAAUCAAGGCACAGUAUAUGAAAGAGAACAAAUAUGGAGGAGCCUUCAUCUGGGCCCUGGAUCUGGAUGAUUUUUCUGGACAGUUCUGUGGCCAGGGAAACAAUCCCCUCAUUAGUUAUCUGCGUUCUCUUCUGGAUUCAGAUUUUCCACCUCCACUGCCUACAACCACACAUUCACCAGAGAUUACCACAAAUCACCCUGGCACAGCUCACAGCACAAGUACUACUGCUCCAACGACAUCCAUUGCCAAAACAACAACCAAAGAGGUUUCUGGAAGUGGUUUCUGUUCUGAGAAAGAUGACGGCCUCUACGUAAAUGACAUGAACCGCAACUCCUUUUAUCAGUGCGCUGACGGACAGACAUACCUCCAGCGUUGUCCAGUUAAUCUUGUUUUCAGUAAAGGAUGCAACUGCUGCAACUGGCCUUAA
Anoplopoma fimbria (sablefish) is the source of this 1452-nucleotide messenger RNA. RefSeq names its product acidic mammalian chitinase-like. The coding region runs from base 1 to 1452 and encodes 483 amino acids. Lineage: Eukaryota; Metazoa; Chordata; Actinopteri; Perciformes; Anoplopomatidae. Gene Ontology annotation, molecular function: chitinase activity; chitin binding. Gene Ontology annotation, biological process: carbohydrate metabolic process; chitin catabolic process. The transcript has 11 exons. Gene Ontology annotation, cellular component: extracellular region. The record is from RefSeq and is a predicted model, not a curated record.